This is a messenger RNA of Conger conger (European conger), 2463 nucleotides long. RefSeq names its product neuronal calcium sensor 1-like. NCBI's taxonomy places the organism in Eukaryota, Metazoa, Chordata, Actinopteri, Anguilliformes, Congridae. The coding region runs from base 322 to 894 and encodes 190 amino acids. The transcript has 9 exons. The record is from RefSeq and is a predicted model, not a curated record. Gene Ontology annotation, molecular function: calcium ion binding; calcium sensitive guanylate cyclase activator activity.
GAGCAAACGUGGGCAUUCGCAGUAGCAGGUAAAUGGACUAAAUGCAGAUUGUCGUGCGACAAGGGACAAGCAGAUCAGACUGGCAUUCUAUAUAAUCGUACUGGUUUUCUCUUGUUGAGCACCGGGACGGGACUGGACUGGCAAGGGAGGGGCUGUCAGACUUCACAAAAGCCAGUGAAAUAUCACCCCCCCUCCUCCCCCCACACACUCACACACAUCUGCCUUAAGAAGAGCUGGUGUAAGGAAGACGGUAAGGGAUUGUGGCAUUUGCCACAGCUGAAGUCAAGGCGAUUGUUAGGGAGCGUGGGAAAAGUGCAGGCCAUGGGGAAGUCUAACAGCAAGCUGAAACCUGACGUGGUGGAGGACCUGACCCGCAAAACGUACUUCACAGAGAAGGAGGUGCAGCAGUGGUAUAAGGGCUUCAUUAAAGACUGCCCCAGUGGGCAGCUGGAUGCCGACGGCUUCCAGAAGAUCUACAAGCAGUUCUUUCCCUUCGGAGACCCCACCAAAUUUGCUAACUUUGUUUUCAACGUCUUCGAUGAGAACAAGGACGGGCGUAUUGAAUUUUCUGAGUUCAUCCAGGCCCUCUCAAUCACGUCAAGGGGAACUCUGGAUGAAAAACUCAGAUGGGCCUUCAAGCUGUACGACCUGGACAACGACGGCUACAUCACCCGAGACGAGAUGCUCAACAUCGUGGACGCCAUCUAUCAGAUGGUGGGAAACACAGUGGAGCUGCCUGAGGAGGAGAACACACCGGAGAAACGCGUCGAUCACAUUUUUGCGAUGAUGGACAAGAAUUCUGACGGGCUGCUCACCCUGCAGGAAUUCCAGGAGGGUUCAAAGGCAGACCCCUCCAUAGUGCAGGCUCUGUCCCUGUACGAUGGCCUGGUGUAGUGUUCAGAGCUCCAUGGAUAUCCCAGCUAGUCCAAUUCAGCAGUUUCACUCUUCACUCAGAAUCAGCCCAGUGGCAGGAAGAGGGAAUCAUGGGAACUGAAAAGGGGUGGGCCCUGUGCUGUCAAUCACUCAUCUCCACAUUUGCCAGAAAAAAAACCCAACAAAAAAUAUGCAGGAUUUUUACAGUGUAUGGAACUUUUUCAGGGAGAGCUGCCCGUGCAAUGAGUGGAUUAAUAUUCCUCUGUGAGAAACUUUCUUUUACGAAAAGACUGAAGAGACUGAAGGGAUGAAAUGACGGGAGUUGGGAGUGCCUUUCCGACAGAAAAAGAUGCUGAGGAACAAAAAUGGCAAUGCAUUCUGGGUACAUGAGACAAAGACUUGCAAUGCAUUCUGGGUGCAUGGGCCAAAACCCUGCAGUGCAUUCUGGGUGCAUGGUUUGGGAACCUGCAGUCACAAAACUGAUAACACUUCUACGAGAGAUCCUUGUGGGCCCUGACUUUCUCAGCUGAACUUCAAAUACAUACAAAAAUAAAAUAUUCCCUGGUAGUCACUUUUAAGAUUUUAAAAUACUCGGUUGCCUGAGAAUUCAUGGUGCACUUUCAGGUAAUGUAGAAAGAAGCUACUGAGUGUUAUUUUUAAGUUGUUUAUUUAUUUUGCACUGAUUGCAGUGCUGCAGGUGGGUACACACUCAGGGGUGUCCAGUCUUACCCAGGAAGGGCUGGUUUGUGUGCAGCCUUUGUGUUGGCCCAGCACUAAGACAGCUGAUUCUACUUAUCAAGGUCUUGAUUGAAGCCCAUGAUUAGUUCACUAAUUGAAGUAGGUGUGGUGUAGGCUGGGCUAAGACAGAAACCUGCACCCACACCGGCCCUUUUCAGAUAAAAUUGGACAGCCCUGUUCUGGAGUGACCGCAAUCUUUUCAGGUUCACUCCUGGGGGUGGGGCUUCAGUGUCUUGUGCAAGUUGCUUGUUCUUGUUCUUCGUGUGCUGUGCGGCACACCUUCCCCCUACCCACAAAUUGUGCACACUGCUAGCGUGCGUUUCAGACCCUGUCGGGGUACUGCAGACUUUUAUAUUUGGGUAAAGGCUUAAACCCCAGAAGAACGGGUUUCCAUUUUUUUUACGCUUUAUACUUACGUGCACAUAUCAGACAUCCUUAUCCAGAGUGACACGCAAAGGCUACAGUGUCUUCAGUGUAAAAGGCAGUAGACAGUACUGCUUCUUGGGACUGUGCAGUAUUUCCCCUGACCUGACUGACAACAUGACGCCAGGGGAGGGGAGGCUGCUUCAUAUGUCUUUAUAUUGAGCAUGCUGAUGUGAUUUCAGAUCCAUGGGUUGCAGUGUUUUUAAUUAGAUGUCUUUGAGCCACUCUUAAAGCAUUGUGUUGGAAGCCAAAAAACUUUUCUUCUGAAUUAGGCCUACACUGUCAGACUAUUUCUCUCAAUGCUGUCCCGCCAUCUUGUUCUGAAACAUCAGCCGUGCCCAGUCCUGGUCCUGGAGGGCUCUAGGGUGUAACCGUUUUCAUUGUUCCUCAGUUCUCCACUGAUCAAUUAAAGCAGUUCAUUACAGUUAA